Molecule: messenger RNA, 510 nt
Organism: Naegleria fowleri
Lineage: Eukaryota; Heterolobosea; Eutetramitea; Acrasida; Naegleriidae
Exons: 1
Coding region: 1-510 (169 amino acids)
Source: RefSeq, a predicted model, not a curated record
AUGCCUUCCCAAAAGAAUCAUCAUCAUCAAGAGGAGAAGAAAUCAUCAUCACCAACCAUUUCCUUGCCAGCCUCCUUGUUAUUGAAUUCCUCACUUUCUUCUCGUGUGGUUGUUCCUCCUCCCUCGAGCUCAACUCUUAUUUCAGGCAUUGCUUUAUCGAGUUCCAAAACACCAUCCAAUGCAAAGAAUAACAAGCAACACCACACCACCACCACAACAACAACGAAUUUAUUGGGCUCUUCUUCCAAAAGUAGUAGUAGUAGUUCUACUCACUCAAAUCAACCUCAAUUCUAUUCAACCACCACCACUCCCACAGCAACAACUCGGAAAAUUCAUCUCGUAACCUUGGAGGAGAAACAACGAGAGCAGCAACGAGAGUCCUGUUCUUUCUCUUCGGAAGCUGCAGGUUCAGCAGCCAAAGUUUCAUUGACCACUCCUACUACUCCCACUACUGCUGCUAGCACUUCUUCCUCAAUGAAUGGAAAGAAAAAGCAGAGAAGAAGAAGAUAA